GACUUUCGCUGCUACUUCUUCUUCUUCUUCUGCGAGCGGCUGUUGUUCUUCGGUUCUCCUGUUGAUCCUACGCUUUUGCUCCGGAGAUUGAGCGGCUUGUAAAUGGGGGACAAGAAGAAGAAGGCUGCAUCAGUGUUUGUCAGGCUUGUUUCCGCUGCUGGGACUGGCUUCUUCUAUGUGAAGAAGAAGAAUCCGCGUAAGAUGGUAGAGAAACUGGAGUUCCGAAAGUAUGACCCUCGGGUUAAUCGGCAUGUUCUGUUUACUGAGGCAAAGAUGAAGUGAGCGGUUGCCAAUAUUUUGACCUUCAGAUGGCAGAAAUAGCUAUAGGGGAAGAGAUACAAAAUGAACUGCACUUCUUGUAUGCCGGUCCAUUAUGAUUUUUCUUAAAUUGUUGAAUUAUAACUUGUUUUCUCAUCUCGCUGGAAUUUUUACUUUGUUGAAUACCAAUUGGGAUUUGAAUAGGUUAGCAUUUGUGUUAUCUAUUGUUUGAGACAUUUAUAUCAUGUCUGCUUUUGACAUUGCUCACAACCUAGCAUAGUCCGUGGGCAUGCUCUCUAUUCAUUUACACAGUGUUUUUUAGCAAGAGCGAUUUCUGGUGAAUUCUUUUCUUUUUCUGGUCGAUAAGGGCCAUUGAGAUGGGCUAAGGCUACUAUGAUUGAAA
Syzygium oleosum is the source of this 661-nucleotide messenger RNA. RefSeq lists its product as uncharacterized. Gene Ontology annotation, cellular component: ribosome; large ribosomal subunit. Lineage: Eukaryota; Viridiplantae; Streptophyta; Magnoliopsida; Myrtales; Myrtaceae. The record is from RefSeq and is a predicted model, not a curated record. Gene Ontology annotation, biological process: translation. The coding region runs from base 103 to 282 and encodes 59 amino acids. Gene Ontology annotation, molecular function: structural constituent of ribosome. The transcript is spliced from 2 exons.